AUGCACACUAAUGUGGGCAGUAGAGUUCUUGACGAAGAAGGUUUUCCAGGAAGAUUUCUGCCUCCGGUCUAUUAUGAUAAAGAUGGAAUUGCCAAUGUACUUGCUAUGUGCAAGAUGAUUGCUGCGGGAUAUUGCGUUACCAUGGAUACUGAUGCUGACAAUGCCUUUGUUGUAAAUUGCAAUGGAGACAGUGAGAUGCAAUUUGUUAAUCAAUGGAUAUGCUGGACUUGGGAUGAACUCAAAGAUGGCAAUGUUCAAAAGAACAAGGAAGGAUUCACUCCAAGACAAGUCAAGGCUGCAAUGGGAGCGAGAAGUGCAAUGCACAUACUCAAUGCUCCAAGCACCAACAGUCUAAAGUAUGCAAUCCAAUCUGGUCUCAUCAAGAACUGUCCUAUCACUGAAGAAGCGACCAAUCAUGCUGAAGCAAUCUUUGGACCUGGCGCAUCUACAUUGGAAGGCAAGUCAACAAGACCAACAUCGGAAAAGAAGGUCUGGUCCUAUUGGUUGGCUUGCUUGAGUCAUAUUAGGACAUGGCUCGGUCUGCUUAUGGCACGUGGCCAUGUGAUGUUUUUGCAGCCAUUUGACUGGAACCUUUUGCCCCUGUGCUAA
Messenger RNA from Cylindrotheca closterium, 609 nucleotides. NCBI's taxonomy places the organism in Eukaryota, Bacillariophyta, Bacillariophyceae, Bacillariales, Bacillariaceae. The record is from the annotation of a GenBank genome assembly.